CGACAACUUUGCUUUAAAUUGCGUGCGUAAAAAGAAGAACCAAAAAGAGGAAUUAGUUGAGAAAGUGUUCAAAUUUCAAAUUCCCGAUUAUAAUACAACAAGAACCCCAAUUCCAGUUAUAAUUCCAAAUUGAAAAAAAUAGUCCUACCUUCACGAUCUCGAUCAAGCCAACACGUUUUUUUGGGUUUUUUUUUUUCUUCUAAAAUAGUUUGGAGUAGACCGUGGGUUGGUACUUGAAUUUACCGUCAGUCUGAAGAAAAGCAAUGGCGAAAUCAAUUGUUUCAGCAAUUCUGGAGAAUUUGCGCUCAUUGAUAAUGAUACCCGAUGAGAUAAAGCACAAAGUUGAGGUGGCUCUGAAUCUUGAAGAAGAAAUCCGAAAAAUGACCUCUCAUUUUCAGGAUAUCCUAUUAGUUCUUAAAGAUGCAGAAAUGAAACAGGUGAAGGAUGCCAGUGUGAGAAAUUGGUUAAAGAAACUCAAAGAUGUAGCUUAUGACGUUGAUGAUGUAUUGGAUGAGUGGAAUACUGCCAAACUCAAAUCUCAACUUGGGAAAGAACAAAGGGAAGUCCAAAAUUUUCCCUUGCUAAAGAAGAUACGCUAUUCUAUCUCUUCUUGUACCUCUCAAAGUAUUCUAUACUAUAAUAUUGCAUCGAAGAUAAAAGGCUUGAAUGAACAACUUGAUUGUAUAACUACUGAGAAAGAUAGGUAUAGGUUUGGGUUAGAGAAGGGGAUUGAAGAACCCGAAAGGCAAAUAACUGCAUCUUUCAUAGAUAAAGAAGAGGUUUAUGUUAGGCGUCAAGAGACAAUAAUUCUUGUGAACAUGUUGGUGGGAGAGAAUAGUAAUGGAGGAGGGUCGAGCUUCCGUGUCAUUUCUAUAGUAGGGAUGGGAGGAAUAGGGAAAACGACACUUGCUCAACUGGUUUACAAUGACAAUGAAGUUGAAAGUCAUUUUGACAAGAGAAUAUGGAUAUGUGUCUCAAACCCUUUUGAUGAGAUAAGGAUUGCCAAAGAGAUACUUGAAGCAUUUAGAGGUGAAACUCCGAAUUUAUUUGGCAAGGAUAACAUUUUGCAGCAAAUUCGAAGUCAUAUUUUGGGGAAGAAAAUACUUCUUGUGUUGGAUGAUAUGUGGACUGAAGAUGCAACAAAAUGGGAGCAAUUGAGAAAUUCCCUCAGGUAUUGUUCUCCAGGUAGUAGAAUUUUGAUAACCACUCGUAAGGAAAGAGUUGCAAUAAUUAUGGGAACAACAACUGCAAAUUUAUUUCCAUUACAUCCCUUGUCUCAGGAGGAAUGUUGGUCAUUACUUAGCCAUAGAGCAUUCUAUGGGAGGACAAGUGAGGAGUGUGAAAAUUUAGAAGAUAUUGGUAGGAAAAUUGCAGAAAAGUGUCAGGGCUUGCCACUUGCUGCAAAGAUUUUAGGCGGUGUGUUGCAGUUCAAGAGAACUGGAGAACAAUGGCAAAGUGUCUUGGAUAGCGAAAUAUGGGACCUUCAAGGGGCUGAACAUGAUCUUUUCCGUCCCUUAUUUUUGAGUUAUUAUGAGUUACCUUUGGCUCUGAAGCAGUGCAUUUCAUAUUGUGCUGUUUUUCCCAAAGAUAAGAUCUUAAACAAAGAUGAAUUGAUCAAGUUGUGGAUGGCGCAAGACUACUUGAAGGGAGCAAAGUGCAAAGAGAUGGAGAUUGUUGGUGAGGAAUAUUUUGAUAAGCUGAAGAUGCAUUCCUUUUUUCAGGAUUUUAAAAAGGUUGAACUUGACAGUGAUAUUAUUGAAUGCAAAAUGCAUGAUAUAGUACAUGAUUUUGUUCAACUUUUAACGAAAACUGAAUGUUUGGUGCUGGCAAUUAAUGGUUUUGAAGAAUUAGGAGUAGGGUCUUCUUGUGAUAAGGCUCGUCAUGUAACAUUGAUUUGUAAAGAAGCUGUACCGAUAGACCCUAAUAUUUACUGUUUCAAAAAGUUGCGUAGCCUCCUUAUUGACUCAAGCAAUCAUGAUACUUCAUCACUAAGCGCAUCUUUGCCCAAGUUGUUUGAUCAAUUGACUCGUUUGAGGACAUUAAAUUUGAGUAACAGUUUGUUUGGAAAUUCAAUUGAAGAACUUCCUGAUCAAAUAGGAAAAUUGGUUCAUUUGAGAUACCUUAACCUGAAACAUAAUAGAAAAUUGAAAAAAUUACCUGAAUCGCUGUGCGAGUUAUGUAAUUUACAAACCUUAAACCUUACAUGGUGUGAUAGUCUCCAAGAAUUGCCAUGCGGGAUUGGAAAACUAAUCAACUUGAGUCAUCUUGAGAAUGAGCUGACAGACUUGAGCUUGAUGGCAAUGCCGAAAGGAAUUGGGAGAUUAACAAACCUUCAGACACUGAGGGUGUUUGUGGCAAUGGAUGGGGGCAUUAACAGCAAAGCAGCUAGCCUUGGAGAUCUUCGAAGCUUGAUACAUCUUCGAGGACAUCUUAAGAUCAGUGGAUUGGGAGUUGUGUGGGAUGUGACUGAAGCUAAGAAAGCAGAACUUCAAAACAAGAAAGGCCUCCGCAGUUUGAUUCUAGAUUUUACUAAUGGCAAGAGGUUGAAGUCUGAGAGGCCACUUAGAAGAUAUGAUGAAAUACUUCUUAAAGCUUUACAACCACCUCCUUGCUUGGAAAAAUUGGAGAUAUGGUACUACAGUAGCUCCACCAUUUUCCCCAACUGGAUGCUGGGAUUGACCAAGCUGCAGCAUAUUUCACUGGGUUUUUGCUUUCAUUUGAACUUUUUGCCUCCCUUGGGGAAACUGCCAUCCCUUGAAUCACUCUAUAUAGGGAAAAUGAGAAGUUUGAAAGAGGUGGGAGUCGAAUUUUUGAAAGUGGAAAGACAAGAGAUAUCAUUGUCUUCAUCUGCAGAAUCAUCUGUAUCAUCUAUUAUUGCCUUUCCUAGUUUAAAACAUCUCGAAUUUUCUUAUAUGAAAGAGUGGCAUGAUUGGAUCCCAUUAACGAGUGAAGGAAAAGAGCAUAUUAAUAUUAUGCCUUGGCUUUGUUCCCUAACAAUCGAUUCCUGCCCGAAGUUAAGUGCACUCCCAUACUAUGUUCUUCAGAAUAAAAGUCUAGAACAAUUGGAAAUAAGUCAGAGUCCUAUUCUUUCAGAACGUUGCAGAAAGGAUACAGGGGAGGACUGGCUCAAAAUUUCUCACAUCCCUAGCAUCAUAAUCGAUGGUCUAUGCAUGCAAGCAAACUGCUCUUCUGUCGAGGAGUUUGGAGUAUUGCAGUUGCAACCACUACACAGGUGUUCUUAUAUUUCAUCAGUAUCUGUCCAAUUCACAGUACAUUCAUGUGUAUGGCAUAUCAUUUGCCUAAAUCUGCGGUUGCAUUGUCUAAAAUUUUUCCUAUUUCUGUAUACAUCAAUCCACAACUGGCAUGUGUUUAGGAUCUGCCUUUUUCUGAUAUUGUUGCCUUUUGGUUUUGAAUUUGCAAUAAUAGCCUUGCAAACUCCUUUGCAGCACAUUUAAUUUUAAUUUCAUUACAUACUUCUUACCAUGGUUGUAUUUUAGAGAUGAAUAUUUUUCAGCUAAUGUAAAUUAUUUUUUUUAACACAAUCUAGCAAAAAUGAACUUUUGAUUACUUUUCUUCAUGAGCAGGAAAAAGAAAAAAAAGAAAAGCUCUGUUACAUCAAUGCUAUUAUAUCUUUACCAUAGCUAAUUCUCUUCUACUAUUUGCUUGCUUGUCAGCCCUUUGUUAAGUUCUAUCAAUUUCCACAAAGCAUUUCAGCAAAAUUGAUGUGCAUCAGAGGACAGGUAUGCAUGAACCAUAGUUUUCUUUAUCUCAUUUGUUAUCAAACGGUCAUAAAAUUGUUAAGUAUGUAAUCUUCCUUAACCUUUUUCUUUCUUCUUAGCAAGCAAUUUGGUGUUGAUUUCUUGCUAGAGAAUGUAAUAAUUAUAGGCAAUAUGUAGCAGGUGACUUUUGUUUCAAGGCGUCUUUAUAAAAAUACAUGCAAUGUCACUGGUUCAUGCAUAAUCAACCAUUGGUGCCUGAGCUGGUAUUUGAAGUUCAUGUGAUAAUGCUUUUGUUUCAAAGCAUGUGAAGAGGAAAUUCCCCCAUAAAACUUUUGGGUGAUGCAAGGAACCAGACGAGACAGGAACUGGCUUUUAAGGCAAGUAACUUGUGGGAUGUCAUUUGCCAACAAGGGAGGUUACUAAAGCAUUUUGUAUCUCUUUGUUUCUUAUGAGAGAUCCGCUCGAAGGAGAUUGUCAAAAGAAGCGUUAUCAUUCGUUCUUCAUACAUGGAUCAUCCGUUAUUGAAAUUAAAGUGUAACUUAUCCAUUCAUCAGCCUCAUCUGUGAAAAAGUCAGAAGUACUUCUCCAAGCAACAACCUAAGAGACAGUUGCAAUUUUUUGUAAUAACACGUUUGAAUGAAAAAUCUAUGUACUCAUUAUCUGAUUGUGGAACCCAAGCGUAAUUGAGUCAUUCAGAAGUUUGAAUUUUUUAAGAGUACCAGAUUUUGGACUUUAUUUACAUGUACACGCAUUAAAUGAUUUUUAUGUUUAUUUUUUACUUGUACGAUAUUCAAUAAUUUUA
Molecule: messenger RNA, 4521 nt
Organism: Durio zibethinus
Lineage: Eukaryota; Viridiplantae; Streptophyta; Magnoliopsida; Malvales; Malvaceae
Source: RefSeq, a predicted model, not a curated record